This is a messenger RNA of Galeopterus variegatus (Sunda flying lemur), 3234 nucleotides long. It is a transcript of the gene PKD1L3, whose product is annotated as polycystic kidney disease 1-like 3. The record is from RefSeq and is a predicted model, not a curated record. Gene Ontology annotation, biological process: detection of mechanical stimulus. Gene Ontology annotation, molecular function: protein binding; calcium channel activity. Gene Ontology annotation, cellular component: membrane. Lineage: Eukaryota; Metazoa; Chordata; Mammalia; Dermoptera; Cynocephalidae.
AUCAAUGUUAUCAAUUCCCUUAUUUACCUGAGUGAGCAGUUACAGAAGAUCUCAUUUCAGAACAACAGCCAUCCGGUCUUCAAAAUCCCGGUGACUGUCUGCCUUUUUCACUGCCUCAACAAUGUAAUGAAAACUGGUGAAGAAUGUGGGCAGACAUCCAAGCAAGACACUGAGCAGGUAGAAGACAUACUGGAAAUGUCCUUGAUGGCUCUUGGGAAGAUCCAGGAAGCAUUUCUACAGCAGGACCAGUUUUCAAAAUCUUCAAUGUCUUUGACCUCUUCCAUUGCUACUCUGAUGCUGAGCAGCCAAAGCAUAUCAACUUUGCCUCUGAGCUCUUAUGCUCUGGGUUUCCCAGCGCCUGUGAGGUUAGGCUUUCCAUCAGCUUCAGCUUUGGAGGAGCUCUUUAAUAAACACCCAGGAAUUAACUUCCAUGUAACAGGACUAGCUUUUAAUACCUUCAGAGAUUUUGAUGACAGGAACACUAUUGGAAACAUUGGAAGCUCUAAUAGUAACUUGCUCCAAGUCCAUGAUUUAGCAGAAGAUGUUGAGAUCAUGCUCUGGAGAAACGCUGCCUUGGAAACCCACCCCACCAGCCUCAACAUGAACACAGACCAUUUUAUAAUCAUGGUGAACAUUACUUCCUUAGAGAAAUCCCUGAUAGUGAGCAUAGAGCCUGAAAGUCUUUUAAUGACCCUCUACCCAUUUCAGUAUCAGCCUACACACUUUCACCUAAACAUCACCCUUCCAAAGGACCAGGUGUGGCAGAAAAAUGAGGAAUACACGUGGGUGCUGAUUCCAGGGAGUCUGCAGUACGGAACUGGCACCUACUACAUAAAAGCUGUGCUGAAUAGAAGUGAGGAGACUGCUCAGCAGACACCCACCCUGGCCUCAGUUGUAACUGCUGUCACUCGGUGUUAUUUCUGGGACAGCCGCAACAAAACGUGGAAGAGCAGUGGAUGCCAAUGCACCACGGGCUCGGCCCCACAGAGCGCAGUUUGGAAGACACAGUGUCUCUGUAACCAUCUGACCCUCUUUGGCAGCAACUUCUUCAUUGUGCCCAGGACAGUGAAUGUUAAAGACACAAUCAAACUGUUCCUUCGUGUGACCAACAACCCUGUUGGUGUGUCAUUUCUGGCCAGCAUUUUAGGAUUCUAUAUGAUCAUGGCUGUGGAGGCUUGGAGAAAGGAUCAAGCAGAUACGCAGAAUGUGAAGGUCACUGUCCUGGAUGAUAAUGAUCCCAGCUUUCAAGUUCACCACCUUACUCAGGUCUACACUGGAUGUCGAAGAAGGGCCGCUACAACAGCUAAGGUUGUUAUCACUCUCCAUGGAUGAGAGGGACAAAGUGAGCCCCAUCACCUCUGUGAUCCCCAGAAGACAGUCUUACAAGGGGGACUGGAUGCCUUCCUUCUCACCACUCAGUCCUCUCUCAGGGAACUGCACAGCCUUCAGCUCUGGCAUGACAAUUCUGGCAUCAGCCCUUCUUGGUACACUAAUAAUGUGGUACGCCAAUUAUGUCACUUGAAGGAGCCCUAUAAUUGCUCCAAUUAUGCCACCAAAAAAGAAAUAUAUAGUUGUGUUGCACAGUGGCCAAGGAGUUCCUGUGUAGCUCACUGGGCAAGCCACAGUCUCUUGGUAGAGCGCUUUCAGAAUGAAAUCUCAUGUUUUUCCUCUUCUAAUUUCUCUUUUAGGCAUCUGUUUUCCUCCAUGAUUAUAGGAAAAUUCACUCAAGAUUUUCCGUGGCUCUCAGUUGAAACUCAUCAUCCCUGGGACCAGUUUACUAGAGUCCAGUGGCUCACUUGCUGCCAGGUGGCUCACCUGCUUCUCUGCAACAUGGUCAUCAGUGUUAUAUACUGGAAGAUACAUGACACCACUGCCAAGAGAGGAGCAAAGUAUGGAAAAGCCCUGAUUUGGGGUCCAAUUGCUGUGACACGGUCUGAACUGCUUAUCAACACCCAAACUACCAUCAUCCUUGUCCCAACCAGUCUUGUCACUGGGCGGCUCUUCCUGUUGAUUCAACCAUGGGAAACUCUGCCUCUCUUUUCUCCCAUCCAGGCCUCCUGCCUCUCAGAUGCUUCUUUUGAACCUCUCUCUCUCACAAAGGUAGUUGAGGAAUUAAAGGAAACUGUGGGAUUCCUGCUCAGGAGAAAUACAUACCUAUUCUCAGAGUGUGAACAAUCUUUGUAGUCUUGUGACCUUAAUAAGCAGGUGUAUCUUUUAUCCAGCCUCAUUUAUGCUCACUUAGAGGGUCAAGACUGUCAUCAGAAGGCAGAACCCCAUAGGGCAAAUGUGGUUCCCGAAAACCAUCAUCAUUUCUGCUAUUACCUUCUCAGAGUUCUGCAGAAGCUAAAGUCUCACUUAGGCAUACUGGGUCUCACCCAGGUUCACCAGCCUUGUGAUUUCCUAGAUGCAGCCAGCCAACUUCAAAAACUCUGGGAACACUUGGAAACACAUAUUCUUCCCACAGAGCAAGGGCCAUCCAGGGAGGCAACCAGUUUCCUCAUCCUGAGCCCACAAGAAGAUAAGAUGCCCAUCUCUAGUGGCCUGCCCAAAUGAGUGACUAUCUGCUGGCUCCUUCUAGGUGUCACUAGCCUAGCUUCAGCCUUUUUUACAACACUUUGUAGCUUGGAAUAACAAGACCAAGCCACCGGCUGGGUUAUUUCGAUGAUAUUAUCAGUGCUUCAGAACAUCUUCAUCAACCAGCCAAUAAAGGUGAUCUUCCUCACGUUCUUAUUCUCACUGACGAUGAACAGGAUGCCGUGGCUUAACACAGAGAAGGAACAACAAACAAAGAGAAUCUUGGCACUUUGCACGAAAUGUUCUUCAUCAUUACCUGGUUCAAGGAACAACCCCAUCUACAUAGCCCCAGCUCUGAACAGUCCAGUUAAGUGCCCAGAAAGAACCUUGAAAGAGAAGAAGCUCUUCAAGCUGACUGGAAGUAUUUUUGAACAACUCUUCCUUAUCAUGUUCAUGACUGUAAUCUAUUCUGCAAAGAACUCCAAUAGAUUUCACCUCCAUCAAACUAUCCAGAAAAGCUUUUCUCACCAUUUUUUAGUGUUGGGAAAACAGAAUAAUUUAUUACUAAUGGGAAGAAACUCCUUUCUUUUGGGCAAUGUUCUUCUUCAUCAGAUUCACAUUUGUGAUGUGGUACUCUUCCCAGCUAGAGUAUCUCCUCAAGAACAAGUGAAGCCACCUCACCAACAUCAGGAAGAUACAGAGAACUAUGGGGUUAACUAG